This is a messenger RNA of Hippocampus comes (tiger tail seahorse), 317 nucleotides long. Its product is annotated as SH3 and cysteine-rich domain-containing protein 2-like. The record is from RefSeq and is a predicted model, not a curated record. The transcript is spliced from 4 exons. The annotation marks the transcript as partial. Lineage: Eukaryota; Metazoa; Chordata; Actinopteri; Syngnathiformes; Syngnathidae.
GACCGCGCCACGGUGGACCCCGUGUACGAAGCGCUGCGCUACGGGACGUCGCUGGCUCAGAUGAGUCGCUGCAGCUUCGGCAGCAUCUCCGAGUCGCCCUGCCACGAGGCUGAGAAGUUCCCAGACAAGCUGGAGAAUCAGCCAAUCGCCGAAGAGGAAGCCAUUCCAGGAAUGCUCACCCCUCCCGAAAGCGAGAAGGCAGAUUCUGAAGAGCGAGUCAGCCUAAAGACUCCCAAGCGUGUGGAAGUCCACUCCAUGCACACCUACGUAGCUCUCUACAAGUUCCUGCCUCAGGAGAACAACGAUUUGGAACUACA